CAAAUUAUAUUUGAAAGGAUUUUAUCAGAUUUACGUAUCUUUCUUCUGCCUCCAUUCUUUCCUCUUCCAGAAUUGCAUGCUGCUUGUAACAGUGAAAAAUCAUUGAUGUAAAGAGUAAAACUUCCAGGUUUAAGAAGUCCUAAGAUUUUCAGUUUAAAUAAUCAUGGUGUGCCUGUAAUUUUUUUUUGUUACUUGUUGAAUCAAUCAGAUUUGCUACAUAGUUGAAUUUCCACGAUGGAAAAUGUCUGCAGUUGGAAAAGUGAUAUUUUUUUCCCUUUGUGGAGUAACCUUGGAAUUUUAAUUAAUUCAGUUUCUCCACAUGGUAGAAAUCUGUUUCACCAGAGGUUUGGCUAAACUGAAUUUCAUGGGGGAGGCAGUACCUUUUCCAUUGAGAGAAGAGGUCUGUGGAUUAUUUUCAGCGUAUAUAAAGCCUUUUUGUGAAGGGAGGGUGGUUAAAUGUGUAUAACAAGAAAGUUUUUCUAGUCUGUUUUCUUACAUUUUAGAGAAACCAGAAAUGCUUUGGUGGAAACCUUCUAGUGUAGCCUGCCCUAGGACACAUGGGGGCGUGCUCAUAGUUCUGUGCUGACAUCAGUUUCCACGUCAUUCUAGGAACCUGUUUGGCUCCUGCCGUUCGUUAGUGCCCUGCAGUGGCAUGUGAGUGCUCUGAGGGAGCUCCUGGCUCUGCUCUCCCAUGUGGGCUUCUGUGACUUAGGAACUGGGUGCCAUUAUGCCACCGUGGUCCUGAGCUCGCGCUUCCCUGUACUGCCCCGCUUUUCAGGAGAAAAGUUGAAGGGCAGGUGGACAGGUAUAUGAGUGACCUAAAGCUGCAGACUAAAACGGAGAGAGAGCAGUGUCAACUGCAAGCCAGGCAAGGAUGCCAAUUCCUCCUCCCCCUCCACCACCUCCCGGUCCUCCGCCACCUCCCACUUUUAAUCAGGCAAACACUGAGCCGCCCAGGCUGAGUAGAGAGGAGCAGCGGGGUCGAGGUGCUCUCUUACAGGACAUCUGCAAGGGGACCAAGCUGAAGAAGGUGACCAGCAUUAAUGAUCGGAGCGCUCCCAUCCUCGAGAAACCCAAAGGAAGCAGUGGUGGUUAUGGCUCUGGAGCAGCUGCCCUGCAGCCCAAGGGAGGUCUCUUCCAAGGAGGAGUGCCAAAGCUUCGCCCUGUGGGAGCCAAGGAUGGUUCAGAGAGCCUAGCUGGUAAGCCAGCCCUCCAAGUCCCCAGUUCUCGAGCUGCUGCCCCAAGACCUCCAGUGUCCACAGCCAGCGGACGCCCUCAAGAUGAUACAGACAACCGAGCCUCACUCCCAGAACUGCCCCGGAUGCAGAGACCCUCCUUACCGGACCUCUCUCGGCCUAAUACCACCAGCAGUACGGGCAUGAAGCACAGCUCCUCGGCCCCUCCUCCACCUCCCCCAGGACGGCGUGCCAACGCCCCCCCUACACCUCUGCCUAUGCACAGCAACAAAGCCCCGGCCUACAACAGAGAGAAACCCUUGCCGCCCACGCCAGGACAGAGGCUUCACCCUGGUCGAGAGGGACCUCCUGCUCCGCCCCCCGUCAAGCCACCUCCUUCCCCUGUGAAUAUCCGAACGGGACCAAGUAGCCAGUCUCUGGCUCCUCCUCCUCCGCCUUACCGCCAGCCUCCUGGGGUCCCCAAUGGACCCUCCAGUCCCACUAACGAGUCAGCCCCUGAGCUGCCACAGAGACACAAUUCUUUGCAUAGGAAGACACCAGGGCCUGUCAGAGGCCUCGCGCCUCCCCCACCCACCUCAGCCUCCCCCUCUUUACAGAGUAAUAGGCCACCUCCCCCAGCCCGAGACCCUCCCAGUCGGGGAGCAGCUCCUCCACCCCCGCCACCCAUGAUCCGAAAUGGUGCCAGGGAUGCUCCCCCUCCACCUCCCCCGUACCGAAUGCAUGGGUCAGACCCCCCGAGCCGAGGAAAGCCCCCACCUCCGCCCUCAAGGACGCCAGCUGGGCCACCCCCUCCUCCUCCACCGCCCCUGAGGAAUGGCCACAGAGAUUCCAUUACCACUGUCCGAUCUUUCUUGGAUGAUUUUGAGUCAAAGUAUUCUUUCCAUCCAGUAGAAGAUUUUCCUGCUCCAGAAGAGUAUAAACACUUUCAGAGAAUUUAUCCCAGCAAAACAAACCGAGCUGCCCGUGGAGCCCCACCUCUGCCACCCAUUCUCAGGUGAAGCCUGGCUUGGUCCUGUUCCUCAGGAAAAGGAUGGACCCUCUCCUCUUCUCAGAUGGUCCCUUCCAUUCCCUGGAAACCUGCAUGACAGCUCCUAACGUGUUUCUCCAGUGCAACCGACCUCUAGACUCCCGGCGUCCUCCCAGCUCACCUCCAUCUAUGCAUCUCGUCUCUGGACUUGGUGACCGGACUCUUCACAUUGACAGUAGGGUCCCAGACCCUGCAUCCAUCCCUCCUCUGUGAGCCCCGCUAGCCAGAUGAGGAAGAAGCUUCCGUGUGUCUUGCUUUCCUCCUGGGGAAAGGUGCCUUGUUGUGAUGCAUUAACUCAUUGUUGGGGCAGGGUGGAGAAGGGGACCCCUACCUUCUCCUGCCACUGUUGGGGGAGCUUGGCGGGUUUAUUAUAUUUCAUUAGUUUAUGAGGCUGGCAUGAGCAGGACUUCGAAGGGAGGGGAUGGGCAUUUUGAGUGAAACAGGAAAGGAGUUUGCAGAGAAGUGAUCUGUUUUAAAGGUCAUGUUUGGAGAAUGGGCAAGGAAAUGGGUCUGCUUUGAUUUGUAGCGGUUAUUUUGGUUUUGCUCUCACCCCACCCCACACCCCUACCCAGAAGUAAGUUGAAGAUAACACUAAAUACUAAUCACUUGAACUAAACAUGUAAUAAAAAGGGUGAAAUAAACUAAGGAUCCAUUUAGAGCCAGUUACUUCCUCCGCAGCACAGGGACCCUCUGGGGCUCCCUGCUCCUCUUCCUCAGGUGCUGAGGCUGAGGGACCUCAGCCUCUCACCACCUGUCCCCUCAAGGGAGCAGUCCCUUUCAUUCAUUCGUUACUGAUUCACAAGUCCCAGAAACCUCUAGUGAGAGGAAGAUAGGACCUUGGCCUUAACCUUGACCAUGAGGCUGCCUCAGUCUUUUCUGCCUGGCCCAGAAGGCCACUGACCUUUCAAUCCUGUUCGGAAACUUCAGCCCCCGAUGAAUGCCCCAGGAUGACAGAGAAGGGAAGGGUGAAGCAGCUCGGGAAAGGGACCAGCUCUGCAGGCUAGGAAAGACUUGAAUGGCCCACUCAUUCUGAAGGUCACAGCCCAUCUGACUGAGCAGGCUCUCCCUGUUCCUUUCUCCAGCACUCAACCCCCAAGACUGCAGGGGUUCACACAGCAGAGUAGAGAAGGGUGAGGAAGCUUAUGGGGUAGUCAAAGACCCCUCUGUGCCAAGAAGCACAAAAAUUUUGGUGAGGUGUAUGUCAGUCCAGCUGAUCUUCCCAGGCAGCCAGCAAUAUGUCGUUUCGUCUUCCAGGUUCUCGUUAAAGAGCACAGAGGAAAGGGAGGUUCCCAACCUAUGUAGGAACUGAGCUUGGAUCAUGGUACAGGGACUUGCCCUUCUCCUGCAGCACGGUGGAGCACCUGGGCUCCAUGCACCGGAUGGUUUGGUUUACUCAGAGUUUGGAGUGAGAGCAGAGAAGCCAUGGCUGUUCCUUGGAAUGGAAAGUCAGUGGAAUGUUUCACCAGAUACAUCCAAGGCUUAAACUGCCCUAGGGACCUUUCCAAUCUGUUGGGUCGCAGACUAAGGGUCUGUAUAUGGUGCCCAGUGAAACCCAAGUCUUCCCAAGGCUAGAUAAGAGAGCUCACAGCUUGGGUUAUUUCUGUGGGGUCUGCAAUCCUUGGCCGUCCCCUGGACUUUAGGGCAAACCAUGAUUAGGUCUGUCACUAGACUUUUUCUAAUCAGUCUUUAUUUAUCAUUCUUAUUUUCAAAUCUGUUAGCAGUUACCUCCCAGCCUGUAGAGCUGAAAGAGGGGACGCUAGUGGAGGGAAAAGGAGAGAGUACAAGACUUGCUACUGCAGCAGACUUCCAGGGUAGAUGCUGACCGGUUACUGAACUUGGACUGUGAAGUCUUCCCAUUUAUUUUUGAAAUGGGAAUUGAUGCCUUUUGUACAACGUUAUCAAAGUGUAUCUUUUUUCCCCCCUCUUUACUCAAACAUGGAUCAUCAAAACAAGCAUCACGUGUAAAAGCCAAAUCCCAGCUUUUCAUUGGGGCUGGUAUCUUCCUCCCGUGUGACCUGCUGCCCACCAUAGUCCCCAGCAUUGGGACCAUGUCACAUGGGUCUUGAUUGUAUCUUCAUUUUCUUGGCCUCAUGAAAAACGGCCUGGGACUAGAUCUAGUCUGGUGGAUGUUCUUCAGAGCAUGCUGAUGACCCAGUACCUAUUUCAGUGUCUUUGCCUUAUACAUUAUUUGGUCCCUCUGUUAAUAACAGAUUUAUUAUCAUGUGUAUUUACUAUUGAAGAAUGGGACUGUGACCCUCGUAGUUACUGAUCUAUUUUGUAUGCUGUAAAAAGCUUGUAAUAUAGGUUUAAGGUGGGCUGGCUGCAAGAGCACUAAAACUUCUCACCUUUUAAACUGCUCUUUUUAUCUGCUUGUGGGAAUGCCGUCUCUUCAGUGGAAGAUUGGGUGGUCUCAUGUUGAGGCUGUUGCCCAGUCCCGUUAACCCCCUUGUCCCCUCCCAGCAGGAAGAGACCUUGCCCAACCAAGCAUCAGGAAGCUGUGUUAAAAGCCCCUGUGUGGGUUUGGUUUUAUGAUGUUUUUCUCUCGGGGGAAAAACUUAACAAUUGUUUCUUACUGCCCUUUCUGGGAAACAGGGCAGUGGCCUCCAGGUUUUUAAAUGAGCUAGGUGCCCCUCUUCCCCCUUUUCUCUGGUCACCAAACCUGGAUCAUAGCACUUUGAUACUCCAGGUGUGGUUUUCUCUCACGUGGGGAUUCCCUCCAGUGGCAGAGCCGGGGCCCGCAGACUGAGAGCACGUAGGGUGCUGUCCCACCUGACGGACGUGAGGCUCCCAUCUCCAGAAAUUCACCCCAGCCCUGGCCACAGGCAGAGGCAAGAAGGCUAGCCGCUGGCCACUGCCCUAGGGGCAUCCCCUCACCCCGUAGCUUCCCAACUUGAAACCCAGAUUUACCUCCAGGGAGAGGUGAGAUAAAAUUGUAAAUAGACUUGCUACAGAGCAACUCAGGGUUGGGGUGUGUUUUAAUUCUCCUGAUCACUUGAAAUAAUCUGUAGGCUGAGUGCUUAUGGGAGUGGGGGAGAAGUGUGACUUCAGGGUCCUUCCCUUCUGCAAAGCUCUGGGGGUGGAGUGUAGGGCAUCUGAGGCCCUUUGAUAGCACUACACUGAGCUGUCUGUUCUGGAAACCCAACCUAUGAUCAACUGCAGAUCAGAUUCUUCACAUUCCAGUUGUGGUCUUUCCUUCCCUAUUGAAUCUCAAUGCCUGGCUAUCCGUGGUCAAGGUGGCUUUCUUUAGGCCACUCUGAUUUAGGGAAUGGGAGGCGUUACAACUCUGCCUUCAAGACUCAUCUCUUAAAAAGAAAAUGAAACAAAACUCCAACCACCUUCAAAACACAUACAAAAAAAAAAAAAAAAGGAUAACUGUUUAACCGAAGGAAGGGUUUGGUUCCAUUCAACUCCACGUUCAUUGUGCCUUUACUUGUGUUAGAGUUCUGUGCUUUCUUCCUCUCCCUCUUUGAAGCAACUAAAAUCUUCCUUGAUAACUGCUGUUUCCUUCUUUCUACUCUUGUUUCUAACAACUUAGUGAGUUCCCUCUCGGAUUGUCUUAAAUUUCAUCCCACUGGUGGCAGAGGGGGCCGUGGCUUGUUGUCUCGUGUCCUUUCCCAGGGCGACCAGCAUGGGAACCAUAGUCAACACUGAAUAAAAGACUAGAGUGACAUGUGCGAAGAGUGUGUGUGUGUAUGUGUGUGUGCGUCCCUCUUUGUCCGCAUGUGGAUCAGUUUCUUUUAAAAAAUAAUUUAUUGUAUGAUUUCUUUUGGAGUUGUUUCUGAUUACAGUGCUCCAUCUCCUGAUUAGCAUUGAUUUUUUUUUUUCUUCCCCCUUCUACAAUGUAUAAUCUGGUCUCAGGUUGGAUUCUUUGGUACAUUUCUUUCUCCUGGAUGCCGUGCAGUUUAAUUAAACCUUGCUUAAAAACAAAAACAAAAAACCUGAAAAACUGUGUACUCUUGUCUGGAAUACCGCCGAGAGUGGUGGCGCAGAGCGGAAUGGGUCUGUCACCUCAGGUUAGGGUAGUGGUUUGGACUCCAGAUCCUCUGAGAAACUAGAUAAACUAAGGGCAGAAGCCUCUGCGGCUUCUUGAGAGUUUUCUCUCCUUUCCUGCUGUGUUUUGAAAAUCACAGAUCUAGUUAGCUGUGCUGACUGGGUGAUUCUGAGAGAGUUGGUCCUUAUUUAUGUCGGCCACCUAACUCCCCUCUGCCCAGGGUUUCCAGGAACCCAGGAGACCCUGUGACCUAUGUCUUUAUAUCCCUAAUGGUUCUUCCCACCGGUGUGCACGGUAGCUUCUCACACCGAGGUGUGAAGAAGGUGAGGGCAAAGCAUACGGACUGUGUCUAUUUUUAUGUGGGUGGUGGCUUUUUUUUUUCCUUCACUGCUUUUUAAGUUGAAACCUUAGCUGGCUUUCUUGAACUUUGACUUGAGGUGUAAAAAUUGAACCAGACAGUCUGUGCUUACAGAGGUCAGCUGACAUAAUCACCACUAAGACUUAAUGAGCUUAACUUGCACUUUCAUCACUAGCAAAGGUCUUGAAGUUAUUUCCCAUACUGAUUCAUAUUGGGUGUAUGUCUGAGUCACUCUCACAUAAUUUAGAUAUAAAAACCUAGGGGCGUGGGUGGAAAGGCUGCCUUUCAUUUUCAUCCAUACUUGCCAGAUUGGCUGAAUUCCUGAUUAUUUGACCCAUCAUUGUUAUUAAUAUGAUUAAUAAACUACCUAUUUGUUAAUUUAA
Camelus dromedarius (Arabian camel) is the source of this 6955-nucleotide messenger RNA. It is a transcript of the gene WIPF2, whose product is annotated as WAS/WASL interacting protein family member 2. The record is from RefSeq and is a predicted model, not a curated record. NCBI's taxonomy places the organism in Eukaryota, Metazoa, Chordata, Mammalia, Artiodactyla, Camelidae. Gene Ontology annotation, molecular function: actin binding. The transcript has 8 exons. The coding region runs from base 875 to 2194 and encodes 439 amino acids.